CAUAAAUUGCAUUAUCUUAUAUGCUUUAUCUUUUGUUGUUAGACAUAUACUCCUAUUACAAAGGAGACAAAACAAGAAAGUUUCAUGAUCGAGCCUGUCAGAUUGAUACUCAGUUGGUACGUGGAGUGACACCAGAAGGCUCUCAGGUAAUAGGUUGGUUCAGGUUCAGACACAAUACUUCACCAUAUCCUUCCAUGAGAGAACAGUGUAUCCACAAUAAUUUUUUGGCUAUUUUACCAAUUAAUCAACAAACCAACUUUAUUUUCUUACUCGUGACUGGGACACCAUUUGAGAAUCUGGCUACUCACAACUUUGAUUUUGAUAUUUUGAAAUGUGUCAAAAGUGUCCCAGAAUUUGUGCACAUUCCUCUGACAGUGCUGAAUCUAGAGGACACAACUCACUCUGAAUACAAUUCUGAGUACAAUGCUACAAAAUGUGAUUGGUCGGGGAGAAUGGCAAAAGUCAUACAUAAACACAGGCCAGCUCUGUUAAGUAGUGAUAAACAGCCAAAAGAAGUAAAGGAAGUGAUGAGUUUUGCUGAGGAUUUACAGUCCCAGUUAGUGGGCCUGACAGACCUAGUGGUUGCCAGUGAGAUGAAAAUGCAGUGUAUACAGAGGGCUAUUCAGAAAAAGCAGAAACUUCUAAAAAAUAAAUUAGAUAGCAGAUGGGAAUCCAAAAUCAUUGACGAGACAGAAAAGCACAGAGAAGCAGGACACACAAAGAUAAAGCAUGAGCAUAAAAAGAGAGACAAAUCAGAGACCCCACACAUAAUAAGACUGCCCAGGGAUCUACCUCACUUUAGAAAACUCAGUACUAAUGAGGAAAGUCAGUCUGAGCAAAGCCCUACUCCUCACUACUCACGGAAAUUAAGCACAGACUAUGAACUUCGACCUUAUGAUACAAUUGAAAUGGAUUUGCCACAGAAAAACUCCCUUAUGAAUGUGACAGAAGGUGAAAUAUUGGAUUUAAAGCCAGAUAAACCUAUAUUGACAAAACAGACUGAUGCACUUGAUUGUUUAUUUGGAUCUUGCACUAGUAAGAGUUCAACAGCCACACCAAUACCAAAUCCAUUUCCUAACACACAGACUUCUGAUCCAUUUAGUUUUGUAGAAGGAUACAUGGCUCAGGAGAAAUGUGGAACACAAAUUGCUCAGCUUUCAAAGACUUGUGAUAAAAUUAAAAUCGAUCCUGAAAGUGAAAACAUGAAAGGACCAAAAUAUACAAGUGUAAUAAAUCUAGAUGAAACAAGAAGUGUUAGAAACUCUCCAAGAAACAAACUGGCACAAACUCACAGUGACACAAGAGAUCAGAGGGUUAGAAGAAGUCAAAGGUCUAGGUCACGAGAAAACAAAGUUACUCAAGAUGAUAAUUGUGGAAUGGACACUAAUGGAGAAGUGACAAUGGUAACAAAUGACCCAUCUGAGGAAGGAACAAAUCAAAAAACCAAGGAGGAAGGUUUUGAAAUAUCUUCUUCACCCGUGUAUUAAUUUGUUGGUGCUUGUGAUGUGAAACUUUGAAUAGUUUUAGAAAAAUUCUUGUUUGUUUUUCAUAAAUCAUACUGGAUUAACUGAAAAACAAAUGGAGCUAUUAAAUUGUAUACUGUUAAUAAAGGAGUAAUCUGUUUUA
Molecule: messenger RNA, 1626 nt
Organism: Saccostrea cuccullata (small rock oyster)
Lineage: Eukaryota; Metazoa; Mollusca; Bivalvia; Ostreida; Ostreidae
Exons: 6
Coding region: 21-1487 (488 amino acids)
Cellular component (GO): nucleus
Molecular function (GO): polyubiquitin modification-dependent protein binding
Source: RefSeq, a predicted model, not a curated record